This is a messenger RNA of Carassius auratus (goldfish), 1089 nucleotides long. It is a transcript of the gene tmem203, whose product is annotated as transmembrane protein 203. Gene Ontology annotation, biological process: intracellular calcium ion homeostasis. NCBI's taxonomy places the organism in Eukaryota, Metazoa, Chordata, Actinopteri, Cypriniformes, Cyprinidae. The record is from RefSeq and is a predicted model, not a curated record. Gene Ontology annotation, cellular component: endoplasmic reticulum. Bases 366 to 788 code for a protein of 140 amino acids. The transcript is spliced from 2 exons.
UGUUGGAAGGUAAAUAGCAUGUCUCAGUUAGCUUGUGUUCUUUACAGCUUCUUAUCCACCUCUGUCAACCCAUCCGUUCAUUAAUAAUCCUUUAAAAAUGUAGCUUGCUUUUAUAAAUUUGUCUUCAACCAUCACUGCAAACUAUAUCUGUCAGGUUUCGGCAGAGAGUUAAAUGCAUAAGUCAGAAGGUGGAGCUGGUCCAUUUCAGAAAGAGCAUGAUGCUGCCAAAAUAGUGAAACGCUCAUCAGUGGAGGAUUUUUCAUAGGCUUGAAUACCCAUUAAAUGCUUCUCUUCACUUCCAGUUUCUUAGGCUAGUGUUUUGAUCUUAGUCUCCCAAGUAAACACUAAAUUGUGUCCCAUUAAAAAUGCUGUUUUCUCUGCGAGAGCUGGUGCAAUGGCUGGGCUUUGCCACAUUCGAGCUGUUCCUCCACUUGGGCGCGCUGCUGGUCUUCAGUGUGCUGGUGGCCCUACACAUGGACGUGGACAAGCAGACUCUUAAGAUGAGCUGGUGGCUUGUCUUCUCACCCUUGUUUGCUGCUGAUGGCCUCAGCACUUACUUCACAGCCAUUGUAUCCAUCCGCCUCUAUCAAGAAGGAGAGAAGCGGCUGGCAGUGCUGCGCUUGCUGUGGGUGCUGACCGUGCUCAGCCUCAAGCUGGUGUGUGAGGUGCUGCUAUGCCAGAAAUUGGCCGAACAGGACCAGGCAAGUGAUUUGUGGUUCGGGCUUAUCGUUUCCCCCCUUUUCAUUCUUCUGCAGCUGCUCAUGAUUCGUGCUUGUCGUGUCAAUUAAAGGACAAACCAUCUGCACACAUGCCACUGGACUUAUGUGAAUGAAAUGGACUCCUGCAGGUCUCAUUCAAACCAGGAGUGAAUUUUUGUGAAGUGCAAAAUCAUAGGGACCUUUUUUUUUUUGGUAUUCAAAUGGUUCAUGUGACCAUGGCAUCAUAAGCAAUGCUUAAAAUAAUGUGCUGAUUUUUAUCAUUAUUAUUGUCUUUAAGUGCUUUGAGAUAUAUGGUCUUGAUUUUGCUUUACCCUUGUUAUUACCUUUUUAUUAUUAUUUGUACAAUUGUAAAUAAACCAUCAACAUUCAA